Apis laboriosa (Himalayan honeybee) is the source of this 520-nucleotide messenger RNA. It is a transcript of the gene crcp, whose product is annotated as DNA-directed RNA polymerase III subunit RPC9-like. The record is from RefSeq and is a predicted model, not a curated record. Gene Ontology annotation, cellular component: RNA polymerase III complex. Bases 52 to 429 code for a protein of 125 amino acids. Gene Ontology annotation, biological process: transcription initiation at RNA polymerase III promoter. The transcript has 3 exons. Gene Ontology annotation, molecular function: nucleotide binding. NCBI's taxonomy places the organism in Eukaryota, Metazoa, Arthropoda, Insecta, Hymenoptera, Apidae.
AUUUACGUUGUAAUUUUUUAAGUACUAAUAUAUAUUGUUUAAAUAUUCAAUAUGGAAGUACUUAAGGAAUGUUCAGCAUACUUAAGUAACUAUGAAGUUCUGAAUAUUCUACAGAAUAUAAAGGCAAAUAAAAAACAAAAAAUGAAACAAAAUCAAUUAGCAAGUAUAACAUAUCAAACUAUUAGAUAUUUAGAAAAUACUUCAUGUAAAAUCCAAUCUCCAGAAAAAAUUAAAGACUUUUUAAGAGCAAUGGAACCUUUCAAACUUACAAAAUGUGAAAUAUUAACUCUUUUAAAUGUAUGUCCUAAAACACCUCUUGAAAUACAAUUGAUUGUAGAAGAUAGUGAAGAUCGUUUGACUGAUGAAGAAGUAGAUUCUUUACUUCAAGUAGUAGCAAAUUAUUUAAAUGAAAAUGAACAAGAUGGAUAAUAUGAUUUUUCUAUUUUAACUUUACAAAUUUUUUAAAAACAUUUUAUAUAUUUUAUGUACAUUUUAUUUAUAGCAAACAAAGAAAUGAAAA